Molecule: messenger RNA, 872 nt
Organism: Brachypodium distachyon (stiff brome)
Lineage: Eukaryota; Viridiplantae; Streptophyta; Magnoliopsida; Poales; Poaceae
Product: zinc finger Ran-binding domain-containing protein 2
Exons: 3
Coding region: 186-593 (135 amino acids)
Cellular component (GO): cytoplasm
Molecular function (GO): mRNA binding
Source: RefSeq, a predicted model, not a curated record
GCCCGCGCCACUUCCCAUCUCCAAACACAGCCAGCCGGCCUUCAUCCACCACAGUCACACACAACACAAGCCAAGCCAAGCCAAGCUAAGCUGAGCUCGAUCACUCACCUUCACCAGCUGCAAUACCGAUUAGAGUGCUAGCAAGCUAGACUAACUGCAAGUUAAGGCCGUUUCUCUUGAGAAAUAUGGAGAAAGUGAUGAUGAGCAGGAAGCCUGGGGACUGGAGCUGCAGGUCGUGCCAGUACCUCAACUUCUGCAAGCGGGACGCGUGCCAGCGGUGCGGCGAGGCGAAGCUGGGCUCGGAACGGCCGGACUACGCGGCCAUGGGCGGCAGCUGGGAGGUGAAGCCGGGCGACUGGUACUGCGCCUGCUGCGGCGUCAACAACUACGCCAGCCGCCCCUCCUGCUUCAAGUGCGGCAACGCCAAGACCGACUCCGCCGCCGUCGCCCAGAACUGGGGGUUCAACGCCGCCGGCCAGACCGGAUGGAGGUCCGGCGACUGGAUUUGCCCAAGACUGGAUUGCAACGUGCAAAACUACGCCAACAGGACCGAGUGCUUCCGGUGCAAUGCGCCCAAAUCAUACUACGGUUGACCUGACAGAAAACGAAAACAAAAGAAUUGGAUUGAUCAGCCAACAAUUAAUCACGAGCCCUGAGGAUUUUUCCUUCUUUUUUUUUUCUGUUUUUCUCCUAAAGAAAAACCCUCAACAACUUGAGGGUUAGUCAUGUGGAAAAGCGGUAACCGCCGCUCAAAAAAGAGAGAGUGGGAGAGAUAAGUUGCAGAAACGUGUCUACAUGUUUGGCUGAUGAAUGAUUCGAUUUCCCUUUUUCAGUAAAAAGAACAGUUCCGAGUAAGAAACCAACUUUAAUUA